AUGCUUGUUCUGUCAAUCCCCGUAACCUUGGAAGCGAAAUUGCUGGGAAAGGAUAGCGACUGCCAGAAAUGGUUGCAAAAACCGGUCCUCAUAUUCGGCAUAUGCAUCAUGGUGUUGUCGACGAUAGGUCUGAUUGGAGUUUGCUGCAGCGCCACCGCCUGCCUCUGUAUCUACCUGUUUCUGAUGAAUCUGAUCAUCAUUGCGUUGUUCGCCUUCAGUGUCUUCUUGUACGUGAUUACCCAUAAAGGGGCUGGGGAAACUGUGUCUGGAUUAGGGUUCGAGGAGCAAAGGCUUGGCGAUUACUCCACCUGGUUGCAGAGGAGAGCAGAGAACAUCGAUAAUUGGAAUAACAUCAACAGUUGCUUGCAGCGAGCUCAAGUCUGCGUUAAAUUUUACGCCGAUCAUCAAAACGACACUGUUUAA
Neltuma alba is the source of this 423-nucleotide messenger RNA. Its product is annotated as tetraspanin-8-like. NCBI's taxonomy places the organism in Eukaryota, Viridiplantae, Streptophyta, Magnoliopsida, Fabales, Fabaceae. Bases 1 to 423 code for a protein of 140 amino acids. The transcript has a single exon. Gene Ontology annotation, cellular component: membrane. Gene Ontology annotation, biological process: auxin-activated signaling pathway. The record is from RefSeq and is a predicted model, not a curated record.